Molecule: messenger RNA, 762 nt
Organism: Opisthocomus hoazin
Lineage: Eukaryota; Metazoa; Chordata; Aves; Opisthocomiformes; Opisthocomidae
Source: RefSeq, a predicted model, not a curated record
AUGCCCCAGCGCAGGCACCGCACAAGCCGCAGAAGCAGCCACGACAGCGUCUGGAGCCGCUUCGUCAUCGGCACGGGCGGGCUCGGGGCGGAGGAGCUUCAUAACCUGGAGCUAGAGCAGAGCUGGGACAGAGACCUCCUCCUCCUGCCAGAGCUGCGGGACUCCUACGAGAACCUGACGGCAAAAGUCCUGGCCAUGUACGUCUGGCUGGAUCUGCACCUGGACUUCCAGUUUGCCCUGAAGGCUGACGACGAUACCUUCGUACGCUUGGAUGUGCUCGUGGAAGAGCUGAGAGCCAAGGAGCCGCAUCGUCUCUACUGGGGCUUCUUUUCCGGCCGCGGUCGAGUGAAAUCUGGCGGCAAAUGGAAAGAGAGCGCCUGGGUGCUCUGUGACUACUAUCUGCCGUAUGCCCUGGGUGGUGGCUAUGUGAUUUCUGCAGAUCUGGUGCACUAUUUGCGUCUGAGCAGAGACUACCUGAACAUGUGGCAGAGUGAAGAUGUCUCCCUGGGGGUGUGGCUGGCUCCCAUUGAUGUGAAGAGAGUGCACGACCCUCGCUUUGACACUGAGUAUAAGUCACGAGGUUGCAACAAUAAGUACGUAGUAACUCAUAAGCAAAGCAUCGAGGACAUGCUGGAAAAGCACCAGACCCUGGCUAAAGAGGGAAAGCUCUGUAAGGAGGAGGUUAAGCUCAGGCUUUCCUACAUGUAUGACUGGGGAGUGCCUCCUUCACAGUGUUGCCAGAGAAAGGAUGGCAUCCCGUGA